This is a messenger RNA of Microthlaspi erraticum, 462 nucleotides long. Lineage: Eukaryota; Viridiplantae; Streptophyta; Magnoliopsida; Brassicales; Brassicaceae. The record is from the annotation of a GenBank genome assembly.
AUGGAGUACAAAGCAGCUUGGGCUAUUAAGGAGUUGAACUUCAACCUAAAGACAGCAGGAGAAAGAAGAUUGAUUCAGUUAAAUGAGCUUGAUGAGAUUAGGCAUCUAGCUUAUGAGAAUUCAAAGAUCUAUAAGGAGAGAACCAAAGCUUUCCAUGACCGCAAGAUCAUCCCAAAGAACUUCGGGCCAAACGUCGAAGUUCUACUAUUCAACUCAAGGUUGAAACUCUUUCCGGGAAAGCUUCGCUCAAGAUGGUCAGGACCAUUCAGGAUUAAAGAAGUUCGCCCCUAUGGAGCAGUGCUUUCGUCUGGAGGUGGUUUCAUGUCAUUCGGACCAGCGGUUCAGAAGAUACGACGAUUUUGGUUGGACUCGACCCACCAGCUCGACCGGCCAGUUUCCAACUCGAUCGAGCUGCUUUUCCAGGAGUCAAAGUCAAACCCGAAAAAUGUUGCUUCCCUUUGA